Messenger RNA from Stomoxys calcitrans (stable fly), 410 nucleotides. RefSeq lists its product as uncharacterized. The transcript is spliced from 2 exons. Gene Ontology annotation, biological process: tRNA 5'-leader removal. The coding region runs from base 108 to 410 and encodes 100 amino acids. The record is from RefSeq and is a predicted model, not a curated record. Gene Ontology annotation, cellular component: ribonuclease P complex. Lineage: Eukaryota; Metazoa; Arthropoda; Insecta; Diptera; Muscidae.
AGAAUUUGACAUAACCUCACAUAAACUUAUGUAAAAUUUUGUUUGCCCUCUGUUUUUCUCAGUAGUAAAUAACAUAAAUCAAUAGUUGCUCCCCAUGCAACUAAAUUAUGAGUAAUUUUGUCUACUUGGAUGUUGAGUUAAAACUGAGAGACGAUACAUCAGCUGUAUUGACAUCGGCAUAUUUUCAAGGCAGCAUUGAAAGCUCUCUUUUGGAUUUUUUCGGUGAAAUUGGCGGACAAACUGAACUGGAGCUAAUAGAAUUUGAUGUCGCAAAGAAAAGGGGAAUUUUAAAAGUACCCAAAGAAUACACACCACAAACAAGAGCUGCCAUAACUUUAAUAGGACGAUUCCAAGAAAUACCCUGUCACUUUGCCGUACUUAAAGCAUCUGAGAAACCUAUAGAGCUGUAG